UACAACCUCUCGUAUAUAUAUACACAUUCACAUCCGACUUAUGUAUACAUCCUACACUACAUAUAAUCCUAUAUAUCUCUAUGUACAAUAUCUAAGCGACACAAGAAAAAAAAACUAAAGAAAAUCAUAGCUACAAUCUCUCUUUCUUCUUCUUCUUCUUAUUAUUAUUAUUACGUUUUUGACCAUGCAACAAGCACUUCCUUACAAAUCAUCAUGUUUAUCUUUAACCUUACAAGAUCCCAAACCCCUCAACCAAAUGAAUCAUAGUACCAGCAGCAGCAGCAGUAGUACUUCUAUGUAUGUCAAAGGUUCAAAAGAGGAAUUGAAGAACAUGGUUAAAGACAACGCUGUUAUAGUUGUUGGUAGACGAGGUUGUUGUAUGAGCCAUGUUGUCAAACGUUUGUUGCAGUGUUUGGGAGCUAAUCCUGCUAUUUAUGACAUUGAGGAACAAGAUGAAAAUGAGGUUAUUGAUGAGCUGGAGAAUAUUGUCGCCGCCGUCGACGGCAGUGAUGAUCGGAAAGAGGGUGGUCGUUUGCAGUUGCCGGCGGUGUUUGUCGGAGGAGAAUUGUUUGGAGGUUUGGAUCGGAUUAUGGCUGCUCAUAUUACUGGCGAGUUGACUCCUGUAUUGAAACAAGCUGGAGCCUUGUGGCUUUGAUUUCUUUUUUUUCUUUUUUUUUCUUUCUCUGCUACUAGUAAUUUCGACUAAUUGUUGAAGUUAAAUUCUUUUCCUUUCUCCUCUUUUUUGUUUUUCUUUUCCUUUUUGGCCGUUGCCAAAUAAAUCAAACUUGGCAGAUGUGGAAAUUCUUGAACGGAGUACAAAUUAAUUAUGGUAGCUUAAAUGGAGAGGUGAGCACUCGGAUUAAGACAUAGUUGUUGUUGUAUAAAAAAGUUACGGAUAAUUUCAAUUACAAAAGUUGGGGUUAGAAUAGUUAAACCGAAAAUGGGGAGCUGCUCAAAUAUAGAUAGUUGGUUUUGUGUUUUAGCCUUCGCCUUGAUUGGUGCUGUGCUUUUUACUUAGUAAAUUGCAGGUUGCAUAUAAUAAUUCAGUUGGUUA
This is a messenger RNA of Nicotiana tabacum (common tobacco), 1054 nucleotides long. Its product is annotated as glutaredoxin-C9-like. The record is from RefSeq and is a predicted model, not a curated record. NCBI's taxonomy places the organism in Eukaryota, Viridiplantae, Streptophyta, Magnoliopsida, Solanales, Solanaceae.